Molecule: messenger RNA, 9608 nt
Organism: Nerophis lumbriciformis (worm pipefish)
Lineage: Eukaryota; Metazoa; Chordata; Actinopteri; Syngnathiformes; Syngnathidae
Product: actin-binding protein WASF3
Biological process (GO): actin cytoskeleton organization; positive regulation of Arp2/3 complex-mediated actin nucleation
Cellular component (GO): cytoskeleton; SCAR complex
Molecular function (GO): Arp2/3 complex binding; protein kinase A regulatory subunit binding; actin binding
Source: RefSeq, a predicted model, not a curated record
UUUAUCUGCAACCCCCACACACACACACUCAAACAAACGCUAUGUAUGUGCUUGCCGUAAUCGUGGCCGUCGUCGUGAAUCCCCCCCCACCCACCCCACGCACGCAGUCCUCAUUGUGAUUGACAGGUGAGGAGCGUACUCGUAAGGAAAGCGAAGGCGCGUGCCUGACAGGGAUGGACCGCGCGUGUCAACCUGCGGCGCGCGCACACGUUUUCCGCGUAACAGCACACGUUUAUGAUUGGUGCGUGCGUGUGUUUACCAAUAACGUGCAGUCUAACGCGACAUGUGCCCGUGGAAGCCUCCGACGUGGACGCGAGCACGUGUGUGCAUAUUCCACACGAUCACUACUACAAAAAAAAAAGGAGAGAAGAAGAGGUCAUCAUUUGCAGAGCAUCAUGCCGCUGGUGAAGAGGAACAUAGAGCCCCGGCACCUAUGUCGCGGGGCGCUGCCGGACGGCGUGACCAGCGAGCUGGAGUGCGUCACCAACAGCACGCUGGCAGCAAUCAUCAAACAGCUGGGCGGCUUGAGCCGCCAUGCUGAGGAUAUUUUCGGGGAGCUGUUCAACGAAGCCAACAGCUUCUACUUAAGGAUGAGCAGCUUGCAGGAGCGUGUGGACCAGCUGGCGGUCAAGGUCACUCAGCUCGACUCCACCGUGGAGGAAGUUUCCCUGCAGGACAUUAACAUGAGGAAGGCAUUCAAGAGCAGUACCAUCCAGGACCAGCAGGUGGUGUCCAGGACGUCCGUGCCCAACCCUGUGGUAGAGAUGUACCAUCGCUGUGACAAACCUCCCCCGCUCAACAUCCUCAGCCCCUACAGGGAUGACAAGAAGGACGCUCUCAAGUUCUACACGGACCCAUCCUACUUCUUCAACCUGUGGAAGGAGAAGAUGCUGCAGGCCACCGAAGACAAACGCAAGGAGAAGAGGCGCCAAAAGGGCUGUCCGGCCCAUCCCGACAGACCCCACUCCAGACAGGCCCCACCCAGGAGUCCCCUGUCCAUCUCUGAGCAGCAGAAGCAGGUGGAGGACCCGAGCCGAGAGGUCAAGAAGGUGCGUAAGGCUCGUAACCGGCGUCAGGAGUGGAACGUGCUCGCCUAUGACAAGGAGUUCAGACCCGACGCCAGGCUGACCCCCUCGCCGUACCAUGGCAUGUCUCCUGAGGGCUCCUUGUCACCUGACAGCAGGUCAAUGGCAUCCGACUCUUACCCCGCCAGUCCCAACCACCCAGCUACCCAGACUCCCAACGCGGGCCAUCCUGCCGACCACCUCGGCCCGGCCGCUCAGACCCAGUCACUGGAUCGCGGGCUCAGGCCGGCCAACCAGCCCUCUGGAGCGGGAGGCUCCGCCGCCGGCGGGCGCCACGUGGCUUCCCUGGGCAGGACCCCAUCAGGUCACGCUAACCAGGCUGCGGGAGAUCUGACCGUCAACGGGCCCAGGCAGCAGUCAAUCAAGGAUUACCGAGCAGGCCACGGUGGCCAGCCUACCACCAUUCCAGAGUACUACAUCCCACCUGCACCACCUCCUCCGCCCCCAAGCAUCCCCUCAGCCCAGACGGCGUUUGACCACACCCCGGGCCCACCCUCCGCCGUCCCACCCACCUCCUCUGCCCUAUCCCGUCCCUACUCCCCCUCUCCUCCUCCUCCUCCCGUCAACUACGUCCCCUCCCCUGCCCACCCACCUUCAGGGGUCCCACCGGCCGCCCCACCGCCUCCCCCGCCUGGAGGCCUCUUGGGCCACCAGGCUCACCUUUCCCCUACGCACGCCGCCGUCGGGCAGGCAGGAGUGGACGCCGCGCCCCCCACGAGGAAGGGCACCAUGCUGGGGAUGAUGCCCAUGAGCGACGCACGCUCCGAUCUGCUGGCCGCCAUACGUAGAGGCAUCCAGCUGAGAAAGGUGCAGGAGCAGCGGGAGCAGGAAGCCAAGCGGGAGCCCGUUGGCAACGACGUGGCCACCAUCUUGUCGCGUCGCAUCGCCGUGGAAUACAGCGAGUCGGACGACGACUCCGAGCUCGAUGAGAACGAGUGGUCCGACUAAAGAGGUUUUGGGUGUAAUACGGAGUUGUGAUGGAGGCACAUUUUAAAAUUUAUUGCGACAAAAAUGUCAUUUCGAUCAGUUUUCCACCACUCUUGGGAUGCGUCUAAACACCCAGCAGAGUUCAGCACACAAUUUCAACAAAACGAAUGGACCGAUUCCUCCCCCUUACAUCCUAAUUGAUAACAAUAUUCCAGGCCUCUUGCUGCACAUAGCCCCUGUUGAGUGAGGGGGUGUUGUGUUGACUCAACACAUGGCACAGCAACAAGAGUUAUUAGUGUGCAAUCCUAAUAUUUAUUUUUCUUUAUGAAAACUAGCCAAGAGUUAAAACUACUUUCAGUGCUCAACAAGUGCACCUUUCUUUGAUCAAACUACACUUGUGGGAGUUUCACCCAUUGAACACGUUAAUGCUUACUUGUUUGGUAGUAGAGGAAGCUAUCUAGUAGGGGUGUGGGGAAAAAAAUCGAUUCGAAUUCGAAUCGCGAUUCUCAUGUGCGAUUCAGAAUCGAUUCUCUUUUUUUUUUUUUUUAUCGAUUUUUUUUUUUUUUUUUAAUAAAUCAAUCCAACAAAACAAUACACAGCAAUACUAUAACAAUGCAAUCCAAUUCCAAAACCAAACCCUACACAGCAACACUCAGAAGUGCAAUAAACAGAGCAAUUGAGGAGACACAGAACAAACCAAAAGUAGUGAAACAAAAAUUAAUAUUAUCAACAACAGUAUCAAUAUUAGUUACAAUUUCAACAUAGCAGUGAUUAAAAAUCCCUCAUUGACAUUAUAAUUAGACAUUUAUUAAAAAAAAAAAGAAUAGUGUCACAGUGGCUUACACUUGCAUCGCAUCUCAUAAGCUUGACAACACACUGUGUCCAAUAUUUUCACAAAGAUAAAAUAAGUCAUAUUUUUGGUUCAUUUAGUAGUUAAAACAAAUGUACAUUAUUGCAAUCAGUUGAUAAAACAUUGUCCUUUACAAUUAUAAAAGCUUUUUACAAAAAUCUACUACUCUGCUUGCAUGUCAGCAGACUGGGGUAGAUCCUGCUGAAAUCCUAUGUAUUGAAUGAAUCGAGAAUCGUGUUGAAUUGAAAAAAUAUCGAUUUUGAAUCGACUCGUGACCCCAAGAAUCGAUAUUGAAUUGAAUCGUGGGACACCCAAAGAUUCGCAGCCCUCCUAUCCAGUAUAGGUAGAUGAUACUGGAAAUGUUGCUAUUGAUCUGAUACCAUGUAAAUACCGGGCAAGCAUUGCUGAUACUGAUACUUUUUACUUGAAAAUUAUUUGGGGAUUUUGCCUUUAAUUUGUUGAUCAUGAUUAUAAUUAGACUAAAACGAUAAAAAAUAGUUUUUUCAGCAACAAAUGUCAACAAUUAAACAACAAUGCAACCAUAUCAACAAAAGAAGACAAUUAUCCACUUUACUAUAUUUUACUUCUUUAGGCAAAAUAACUGGGGGGAAAAAAAGCUACUUUGCCCCCAAAGUUCUCCUGCAAGGACUUAUUCUCUGACCUAUAUUUGUGCAGCUUUGUAAAUCUAUACAAUUCGAACAACAUUGUAAAAACACAUUUGUGGAAGAAUAUUGAUAUUGUCGCGCUAAUAUCAAUCUGAUACUAAUACUGCCUUUUGUAUUGGAUUUUGAAUCGAUCCACCCAGCAACUAUACAGCUUGUGUUAAUUGUUAAUACAUUUUCGGAGGCUCGCCAUCUCGGCUCCGGCAGGUGAGCAAUUAUAUGUUAUGUAGACUACAAGGAAGUGUUUUAAAUGUAGAAAAAAAAAAUAUGACUCUUUUAAUGCGCCUUAUAAUCCGGUGCGCCUUUUGUAUGAAAAUAGACCUGAAAAGACCUGCUCAUCGGCAGUGCACCUUGUAAUCCGGUGCGCCCUAUGGUCCGGGAAAUACGGUAGUGUGCGUGCGUUAAAACUUGCAUCACUUUGUAGGAGGUUGUUUUACUAAGUUUAGUUGAUUUAAUUUUAUUAUUUUACAGGCAGAUCUGCCACACCCAAUAUGACAACACACGUAUCACAGCAACUUGCUCAAUGAUUGUUAUAUAUAGUUAUGACACAUCCAAUGUAUCAUUGCUUUUUUUGUUGCUGUUUUGGAUGAUGACAGGAGUGUUACUGCAUCAAUAAUGAAUAAUCUUCCUUUAAAAACACGAAUAAUUGCACAAUUGGAUGUUUUGUGACUUGUUUUAAUAUUGGGCUUCAUGUGGCCUUACUGUCUCAAGAGAUUGAUUGAAACUUUUAUUAGUAGAUUGCACAGUACAGUACAUCUUCCGUAUAAUUGACCACUAAAUGGUAACACCCGAAUAAGCUUUUCAACUUGUUUAAGUCGGGGUAAAUCAAUUCAUGGUAGAUGGGUUGUGAAAAGUCAAAACGUAUUCCUUAAUGAUAUUUAAAUUAACUUCUCAGUCACAUUGUGCUCAGAACACAUUAGAGGCAUAUAAAAAUGGAGCAGUUAAAAGGAUUAAAGACAAAAUGAAAUUAAAUGAAAAUAACUCCUUAGUUGUGUUCCUGUGGUUGUUUAGCAGUCAUUACUACCGUCUUAAAAUAAUAUCCUAUGGGAUAGUCUUCUUUUCAUGCAUCUUGUAAUAGUGCACCUGACCAAUGACGCCUUUAGAAUUCAUUAACAGUCAAUGAUCUUGAUCCUUAAUGAUUAGGGAUGUCCGAUAAUGGCUUUUUGCCGAUAUUCGAUAUUCCGAUAUUGUCCAACUCUUUAAUUACCGAUAUCAACCGAUAUAUGCAGUCGUGGAAUCAACACAUUAUUAUGCCUAAUUUGGACAACCAGGUAUGGUGAAGAUAAGGUCCUUUUUUUUUUAAUUAAUAAAAUAAAAUAAGAUAAAUAAAUUAAAAACAUUUUCUUGAAUAAAAAAGAAAGUAAAACAAUAUAAAAACAGUUACAUAGAAACAAUUAAUGAAAAUGAGUAAAAUUAACUGUUAAAGGUUAGUACUAUUAGUGGACCAGCAGCACGCACAAUCAUGUGUGCUUACGGACUGUAUCCCUUGCAGACUGUGUUGAUAUAUAUUGAUAUAUAAUGUAGGAACCAGAAUAUUAAUAACAGAAAAAAACAACCCUUUUGUGUGAAUGAGUGAGGGAGGGAGGUUUUUUGGGUUGGUGCACUAAUUGUAAGUGUAUCUUGUGUUUUUUAUGUUGAUUUAAUUAAAAAAAAAAAAAAAAAAAGAUACCGAUAAUAAAAAAAACGAUACCGAUAAUUUUCGAUAUUACAUUUUAACGCAUUUAUCAGACAUCUCUAUUAAUGAUGGACGUGACAAUCAAGCGGUCAGGACCAAAAGAGCAGCCGAUAUUCUCCUCCCUGAAUGUUUUACCUUGUUCAUUUUCCCUUCCCUUCUCUGUGGCUCACUGCCUUCUUGGUAAAACAAUUAAAUGAAUAGAACAACUCCAAAAGUAACUUACAAGCAAUGUUAUUCUUCCACACUUGUGCUGCAUGUGGCGUGUAUUCCUCCGCCAGCGUGCUGUGAAUAGUUCCCAAGCAAAUCUCAUGUUCACCGACCAAAAUUAAGUUUUUAAUUAGUUUUUGGGAGUGGUACCACAGAACAUCAUAAACCAAGAACCACCUGCAAAUGGAGAAGCGUGUCCAUAGGUGUGAACAUGAUGGUUGUCUAUAUGCGAGCCCACAGUGUAACCUUCAGCUCACCUAUGAGCCGAAUGAGAAGCAGCAGAAAAAGCUUUGUUAUAGCAGUUGUGUUACCAUGAUCAGAGGGCCAAACUCCCAUGAUGACAUCAACAUUUUGUAUUUGUCAUCAUAGCAAAUGAAUACAAAAAAACGGCUGUUACGAGAGCCAGCGUAGACCGUUAUUAAUGUGACUUUUUACUCUCUUCAGAGCCAGUGACUGUGUGCUGUGGUGUUGCUCUUCUGUACAAUUACAAGUUGUGGGUCAAAGGUCAAAAGGUCCUGGAUCAGGCUCGGUGUCAGGACAGCUAUAAAUACAUGUGUUAGAGCAGCAGCAAAUAAACAGCAUUAUUAUUGUCAGCUUGGGAUUGGCUGGUCGCAGUGUGAGAACACGUUAUGUAGUUUUAUUUCAUUUAAAAAAAAAAAGAAAAAAAAAAAGUGCUGCAGUGACUCGUUGGCUUUGAUUUAUUGCAGGAUUUUUUUCACGUUGUAACUUAAAAUGCAUUUUAGUUGAGUCGUAUGCCAAAAUCUUCACCUAUUUAACGAGCAGUUGUGGUGAAUCAUUGUCGAAUCUCCCACAAAAAAAAAAAAAAAAGAUAGAAAUGCAUCGCUAUGAUUUUGAUGAGUAUUGAGUAAACAAAAUGUCAAUAUUGAUUCACAUCCCUGUGAUCUCAGUGAGCGUGAUUUUAUUAUGUUGAGUCUUUGCCUCCGUCCACCGUCACUCCCAUGAAGAAGAGCUGAUGGAACAUUGGAUUGAGGCACUGAGGAGUCUGACCCAGCCUUAAUCUUAAUUAAUCUUACUUAAACCAUUUAAAAAAAGGUAAGCACAUGCUCUAACAUGGAACUAUGAAGGUGAAUAUAUUUGAAAUCCUCGUGGCCCCUGACUAAAACGUUACACCGCUUUACAUUUUGGCAAAUAAACUACCCACAAGAAGUCGUUUGGGUGAACUUACAUGCAAUAUUACAUUUUACAAGUAAACUUUUCAAUGCGCAUGUCCAACUGUUGAAUGUUUUACUUUUUGCUUUUCUCUAACAAGGAACUGAAAUACACAUGAAUGUGUGUCCUGCCUUUGUUAGAAUUAGUAGUCAAAUCCUCCUUCCUCUUCAUCAUGCUGUUCACAUUUUGACUCUGUGGGACCAAGACAACACCUUACAUUUGAUCAACAGUACCUCGCCAUUAGCAGAGAGCAGUGAUAUUCAACUCAGUUUUAGGGGCCACAUUUCCAGAAGGCUAAAUACUUGGGGGCCGGACGUCUCCUUUCACUCUUAGUCUUAUGUUGUAUAUUCCAAAGAGCCAGCGUCCUCUACAGUAGACAUUUGAUUUUUGUCUAUUUAUUUUGUCAGAGUUAUAGAAGCACUCUGCUUUUGCAAAAGAAGAUAAUCAAAGAUGUUUUUUUUAAUUUGCUGCAAAGUGAGUCUCUCACAAAUAUUUUGGACUGAACUUGCAGGCCACCAGAUAAAUAACCCACAUGGUGAAAAAGAGAACCUUGAGGAACACUACUAGUAUAACUAAAGAAGUUGAACAAAUGACUACUGACUGCAUCCAUCGGAAGUAAACAAGCUACAGCAACACUUUAAUUACAUGAAUCACAUUACUAAAAAAACCAUGUGUAACAGGUCAAAAAGAAGAUGACUUAAAAGGGUGCCUUGAGGAACACCUCAGUUUUGUAACUCACAGGUUGGACCCAAGUUUGUUGGCAAGGUUUAAAGGCCUACUGAAAUGCGAUUUUCUUAUUUAAACGGGGAUAGCAGGUCCAUUCUAUGUGUCAUACUUGAUCAUUUCGCGAUGUUGCCAUAUUUUUGCUGAAAGGAUUUAGUAGAGAACAUCGACGAUAAAGUUCGCAACUUUUGGUCGCUGAUAAAAAAGCCUUGCCUGUACCGGAAGUAGCAGACGAGUAGCGUGACGUCACAUGUUGUGGAGCUCCUCGCAUCCGCACAUUGUUUACAAUCAUGGCCAUCAGCAGCGAGAGCGAUUCGGACCGAGAAAGCGACGAUUUCCCCAUUAAUUUGAGCGAGGAUGAAAGAUUUGUGGAUGAGGAAAGUGAGAGUGAAGGACUAGAGGGCAGUGGGAGCGAUUCAGAUAGGGUGGGACUUGAUAUUCAGCUGGGAAUGACUAAAACAGUAAAUAAACAAGACAUAUAUAUACUCUAUUAGCCACAACACAACCAGGCUUAUAUUUAAUAUGCCACAAAUUAAUCCCGCAUAACAAACACCUCCCCCCUCCCGUCCAUAUAACCCGCCAAUACAACUCAAACACCUGCACAACACACUCAAUCCCUCAGCCUAAAGUACCGUUCACCUCCCCAAAGUUCAUACAGCACAUAUAUUUCCCCAAAGUCCACAAAGUUACGUACGUGACAUGCACAUAGCGGCACGCACGUACGGGCAAGCGAUCAAAUGUUUGGAAGCCGCAGCUGCAUGCGUACUCACGGUACCGCGUCUGCGCAUCCAACUCAAAGUCCUCCUGGUAAGAGUCUCUGUUGUGCCAGUUCUCCACAGGCCAAUGGUAAAGCUUGACUGUCAUCUUCCGGGAAUGUAAACAAUGAAACACCGGCUGUGUUUGUGUUGCUGCAGUCGGCCGCAAUACACCGCUUCCCACCUACAGCUUUCUUCUUUGCUGUCUCCAUUGUUCAUUGAACAAAUUGCAAAAGAUUCACCAACACAGAUGUCCAGAAUACUGUGGAAUUUUGCGAUGAAAACAGACAACUUAAUAGCUGGCCACCAUGCUGUCCCAAAAUGUCCUCCACAAUCCGUGACGUCACACGCUGACGUCAUCAUACCGAGACGUUUUCAGCAGGAUAUUUCGUACAAAAUUUAAAAUUGCACUUUAGUAAGCUAACCCGGCCGUAUUGGCAUGUGUUGCAAUGUUAAGAUUUCAUCAUUGAUAUAUAAACUAUCAGACUGCGUGGUCGGUAGUAGUGGGUUUCAGUAGGCCUGUAAAUGUCAAUGCGAGGAUCUGCCAAUGUCUUUACAGUGGUCCAAGUUCAUCUAUUCAACAAGAGCACUCUCGUUUUUAGGAAUUUGCCGCAAAAAUGUUUGUCUCCCAGGUUUUCAACUGAACUCAAGGGCCGGUAUGGUGUCAUUCCUGGGCCAGAUUUGGCCCCCGGGCUGCCAGUUGAAUAGCACUAGGUUUAGAAUCUCAGUUUCAUCAGCAGGUUGCAAGAGAAACUAGAAAAGUGCCAUGGGUUUUAAAAAUAUAUAUAUCGGCAGUUGCGAAUUGUGACAUUCAUCUUGUUGGAGUACAGUAAGUUGUGCAAAAAGUACUGAAAUAUUCAACAGUUGUACAAUGUUUGCAGAAGGUAAUAUCCCAUGUUUUGUGACUAUUGUAUGUUUGUGAAACUGAAAAUUAUGGUCUCAAUUAUAAGUGGGGAAGCUGAUUUUGUUUCAUUCAGCGCUAACACAAAAUUAAAAAAGCCGGAGAUUAGGUUUGUAAAAUAAUUCAAAGAUUCACCACAAAGGCUUAUUUUCUUCUUUAAAUGUUUUGAUGUAAAUAAAAUGGCAACACAUUGAAAAUGAGUUUUAAAAAAAAGAAGUCUCCAAACUGAAUGAGCUUUUCAUGGCUUGCUGAGAGACAUGCAUCUACUGUAUGGCAGGUACUGUUGAAGCUAAAUAGGAUGUUGAAGUGGGUCAAAAAUGUAUUUAGAGCAUUCCCAACUGGGAAAGAUUGUGUGCUCCGAGCUUACAUAGUCAACGAAUGUAAAAGCCGUAAAAACCUGACACUUCCCUCCUCGGUUUGAAUCCUGUCGCCGAGCUUUUGGAUGCUGUGUUUCCAUGGCAACCACCUUGUGCUGGUAUCUUGGCGUGACUGUACAGACUUUACUAAGAGGACCUGUAAAGUAAACACUUGUUCUUUUGGAGUCAUUCAUGUACGUUGUUAGACAAUUGUAUUAAAAAGAAAAAAAACGGUAUGGCUCAAAGAAGCUGUAAGCAAGUAUGCAUGUAAUUAUUGACAAUAAAUUGUGAACUUGA